Meleagris gallopavo (turkey) is the source of this 858-nucleotide messenger RNA. Lineage: Eukaryota; Metazoa; Chordata; Aves; Galliformes; Phasianidae. The record is from RefSeq and is a predicted model, not a curated record.
AUGCAUUUAAUUCAGGUGGACUCUGUCCAGCGGUGGAUGGAAGAUUUGAAGUUGAUGACAGACUGUGAAUGCAUGUGUAUUCUCCAGUCCAAACCGAUCAGCACUGAGAAAGAUGAACAAAGUGAACUCAUCCUUUCCUCACAGUAUAGCACAAGUGAUAAUUUACAGCUGCUAUUAAAAAGAGCUUGGAUAAUAAGCACAGAGUUGACCAGGAUUGCUCAGAAGUUGGAAAAGAAUAGAUGGCAAAGAGUCCACAGCAUGACAGUAAGAGUCAAUUGCCAUGUACGUUCCAUGGUAAAUGAAUACAAUGCAUUUACCAGGAGUUUGUCGGAAGAAAUGAAUCAGAUGGAAAACCUUUUAAUAGACAAGUGUUCAGAAUUUACAGCAUUUACAGAAAGGUGCAUACAAGUAGAGGAUGAACAGAUUCUGAAGUCUAUGAAAUCUUCUAUUAAUGAAACACUCACUACUGUUGCUCAGUAUUUUGGCCAGUUGAUAGAGCUGGUUUUAACACAUGAGGCGCAGAACCUGCUGAGACAAAUAGAAUCGUCGGAUAGCGUGUACAUCACUGAGUCAGCAAUUAACAGCUUAUUCAGCCUCACCCAGGAAGGUACUCAUCUGUGCCGUAUCAUAGCUAAGGAAGGAGGUGUCGUUGCUCUCUUUAAGAUCUGUCGCCAGGAUUAUUUCAGGUGCCUUUAUCCCCAGACACUGAGAACAUUGGCAUCCAUUUGUUGUGUAGAGGAAGGGAUGCACCAGCUGGAAAAGGUGCCAGGUGGCAUGUGUUUAGAGAAAGAAAAAUCUCAUUGUGUGCAACUUGAAAUCGUGCUUACAAAGAAAGCAGUUCUACAAGAUGCUGCCUAA